Messenger RNA from Phyllostomus hastatus (greater spear-nosed bat), 3302 nucleotides. RefSeq names its product zinc finger DHHC-type palmitoyltransferase 14 (gene ZDHHC14). Gene Ontology annotation, molecular function: protein-cysteine S-palmitoyltransferase activity. NCBI's taxonomy places the organism in Eukaryota, Metazoa, Chordata, Mammalia, Chiroptera, Phyllostomidae. The record is from RefSeq and is a predicted model, not a curated record. Gene Ontology annotation, cellular component: endoplasmic reticulum; Golgi apparatus. The transcript has 10 exons. Gene Ontology annotation, biological process: peptidyl-L-cysteine S-palmitoylation; protein targeting to membrane. The coding region runs from base 1023 to 2432 and encodes 469 amino acids.
CCCGCUCCGAGCGCUGCGCGCGCGCCGGGCUGAUUCUUGCAAACAAGUGUCUGUGGCGCUCUCCCCGCGGCCCUGGGACGCGCUCCGCCGCCCCCCGGCGGCCCUCCUCGCGCCCGGCCCGGCUCUUAUGGGGCAGGAAGGAGCGAGGGAGCCCCUAGCCGCGCAGCCCGCGAGCGGCCGCUGCGACCCUCGGCCCGAGCGGCCCCGGCAGCCCCGUGCGGGGGCCGCGGACUCGGCUUGGCUGCCAGGCGCGCCGGCGCGGGGUCGCAGCGCGAGCAGCGCCCGGGCGGUCGCCGAGCCUGCUCCUGACAGAAUAACGUGCUUGGUGUCCCCACCCCUGGGAGGGGUUGCCGGUGCCGCGAGCGGCCUCCCAGUUUCCAUCUCUUUCUCCCGGGGAGGAUCCACCGCUGCGAGGAAGGAUUAGAAUAAACCUUGCCGAGGCGUAGAAGUGGCUCCCGAGCCAGCCGGCGGCGCCGCGGCCGCCGCCUCGUGUCCCCCCGGGGCGCAGCGCUCCGGGGUCGGCGGGCCGGAACCGAGGCGCGGCGGGCGAGCCGAGGGCGGCGGGUUCGAGCGAGCGGCUGUGCGAGGGGUCGGGCGUGCGGCGAGCCCGGAGUCGGCCAGGCAGCCCCUCGCGCCCCGCGGGACCCCGGAGCCCCGGCACGCGGGCUGGAAGCGACUGAGGACCGGCGGGGGCAGCGGGCGAGCACCGUCCCUCCAGGAAGGGGAUCCGGCUAUGACAGCUGGGCUCCCGGAGGGGUUAACCUGAGUCUCCUCCGCAAAGUUGUCGCCGAGCUCGGAUCCCGCGUAGGGGCCGCGGCGCCGCGGCUCGGGGGGCGGUCGUGGCUCGGCGGGGCCCGCGCGGCCGGGGGGCUCCUGGGGGUGCGCGCCCCACGCCGGCUGCCCUCGUGGAUGCCUCCCGGCGGCGGCGGGCCCAUGAAAGACUGCGAGUACAGUCAGAUCAGCACCCACAGCUCCUCCCCCAUGGAGUCGCCCCACAAGAAGAAAAUCGCGGCCCGGAGGAAAUGGGAGGUUUUCCCGGGAAGGAACAAGUUCUUCUGCAACGGGAGGAUCAUGAUGGCCCGGCAGACCGGCGUCUUCUACCUGACUCUCAUCCUCAUCCUGGUCACGAGCGGACUCUUCUUCGCCUUCGAAAGUGGGAGCGUUUCGUCUCUGGAGCGGUCAGUCGGUGCCUGCCUGGUGCAUGUUUUUGCUGCCCGUAUCUAGCGGUGAAACUCACCCCCGCCAUCCCCGUGGUCGGUGGCGUUCUGUUCUUCUUUGUGAUGGGGACCCUGCUCCGCACCAGCUUCAGUGACCCCGGAGUCCUCCCGCGAGCCACGCCUGAUGAAGCUGCCGACCUGGAAAGGCAAAUAGAUAUCGCAAACGGCACCAGUUCAGGGGGGUACCGCCCACCCCCCAGAACCAAAGAAGUCAUCAUCAAUGGCCAGACUGUGAAACUUAAAUACUGUUUCACCUGCAAGAUUUUCCGGCCCCCUCGUGCUUCUCACUGUAGCCUGUGCGAUAACUGCGUAGAACGAUUUGAUCACCACUGUCCCUGGGUAGGCAACUGUGUGGGGAAAAGAAACUACAGAUUUUUUUAUAUGUUUAUUUUAUCUCUGUCUUUUCUGACAGUCUUUAUAUUUGCAUUCGUUAUCACCCACGUCAUCCUUCGCUCACAGCAGACGGGCUUCCUGAACGCGCUGAAGGACAGUCCCGCGAGCGUGCUGGAGGCCGUGGUGUGCUUCUUCUCCGUCUGGUCCAUCGUGGGACUCUCGGGCUUCCACACGUACCUGAUCAGCUCCAACCAGACCACGAACGAAGAUAUCAAAGGCUCUUGGUCAAAUAAAAGAGGUAAAGAGAAUUACAACCCCUACAGCUACGGGAACAUCUUCACGAACUGCUGUGUCGCCCUGUGUGGGCCCGUGUCCCCCAGCCUCAUCGACCGAAGGGGGUACAUCCAGCCCGACACCCCGCAGCCGGCCGCGCCCUCCAACGGGAUGUCCGCGUACGGGGCCACGCCGUCGCAGAGCGACAUGUGCGACCAAGACCAGUGCAUUCAGAGCACCAAAUUCGUUUUGCAGGCCGCGGCCACGCCCCUGCUGCAGAGCGAGCCCAGCCUCACCAGCGAUGAGCUGCACCUGCCCGGGAAGCCGGGCCUGGGCACGCCCUGCGCCAGCCUGACGCUCGGGCAGCCCACGCCGCCCUCCUCCAUGCCCAACCUGGCCGCCGAGGCCGGGCUCACAGACAUACUGCCCCUGAAGGAGGAGCACGUGGGCCACCAGUUCCUGACCCCGGAGGAAGCACCCUCGCCGCCCCGGCUGCUGGCCGGCAGCCCCCUGGCGCACAGCCGCACCGUGCACGUCCUGGGCCUGGCCAGCCAGGACUCUCUGCAUGAAGACUCGGUGCGCGGCCUGGUGAAACUCAGCUCCGUGUGACCGCGCAGCCCGGCGGCCGGGGACUGCAGGCCGCGGGAGCAGGUGGAGGGCGGCUGCCCGCAGCCACCCCCCCACGACCCAGUGCCACUCUGGCGGGGACGACUCCCGGUCCUGGUCCCAAGGACCAGGUGGAGGGUCCGUGGAUCCGCUCCGACAGCAGAGGCGGCAGGACCCCAGUGCUUACAGCUCGGUGGUUUUGGCGUUUGCUUCCCAAACUGACGGCUUUGAUAACAACGGCAAUAGAGGGGUGGCUGUUGCCAGGCAUUUGGGAUAUGAAAGGUGGGCGUGGGGACAGAGGAGCCCGGGCGUCUGCCGUCAGCGGCUGGGGGAAAGGACAGUGCUUGGAUGUCACGCUGUCUGCUUGCUGCUCGUGUGACAGACACACGGAAGGCGAAUGAGACUGGUGGCCAGACUGAUACUGCACUUACAUGUUAUGCUACUAAUAUUUGAAAUAGACAUGCCAUUCCAUUUGUUAAUUUAAAAAAAAAUACCUAAAGGGAAAAAAAGCGACCAGAUGUGGACUUGCAUGCCACGCUGUUCUGUUUACAGUGGUGUUGGUAUUCCAAAGGACGUGCUGCUUUCCUCUUUUCUUUCUUCUUAAUUUUGUGAGUUUUCUCGCGCUGUUCAAUGGGAAGACAGUGCAAGGAACCAGGGCUAACGGGCGGCGCCGUCGCGGGCCAGCCCGUCUGGCCCCGGCACCCCUGGGUGGGGGCUGCAGAGGGCUGCGGGGGCUCUGACCGGACCCAGAAUCAGUUCACCUUCUGUUUAGAAGUCCCCCGAGGUCUUGUGUUGUGCCGCACCCGCCACAGUCUCCGCCUCCUGUGUGACCACACUUCCUGUGGGCAGCCAAUAAAGUGACGUCCUCUGUUA